AUGGCGGAAAGAAACUCCGCAGAUUUGGCGUUUCUGCGGGAUGUUUUUGCGCAAGAGGUGCUCGUUUGGAGCAAGCUUCGACAUAAGAACAUCUGUGAGUUCGUGGGCGCGAUCAUCGGCGGACAGGAGUCGUACGAUCUGACAUCGACGGCGGAGGAUCACCAGGGGCAGUUGCGCGUGGGCAGCAACUUUUGCUGUUUGGUGUUGGAGUUUCUGCCGGGCGGAACGCUGAAGCAGCUCUUAGCGAAGCAGAGCAAGAAGAAGAAGCGGCUGCCGUUGAAACGCGCGUUGCAUCUGGCGUUGCAAGUCGCGGAAGGCCUGCGCUACCUGCACGCGCGCAGCAUAGUGCACCGCGACCUCAAGACCGACAACCUGCUGCUCGACCAGGCACACAGGGUGGUGAAGAUUGCCGACUUCGGCGUGUCGAGGGUGGAGCCGGGGGACCGCUCCAUGAAGCGACGCACCGGCACCUUCGGCUACAUGGCACCCGAGGUGCUCAAGGAGCAGCCGUACGAUCACAUGGCGGACGUGUACAGCUACGGCAUCGUGCUGUGGGAGAUCGUUACCUGUGGCAACCCGUUUCUCUUUGAGGGACUCAAGCCAGAGCAAGUCUGCUGCAUGGUCAACCAGGGUCUGCGUCCAGACAUCCCCUCGUCGUGCCCGCCCGCCCUCGCUGACCUCAUGCAGCGCUGCUGGCACCACACGCCUGCCCGCCGCCCGGAUAUGGCCGAGGUGGUGGAGCGGCUCCGCGUCCUCACCUUGCAGUGCUCGCCUGCCAUUCCCGCCUGUGCCUGCAUGUAG
This is a messenger RNA of Closterium sp. NIES-65, 801 nucleotides long. The record is from the annotation of a GenBank genome assembly. Lineage: Eukaryota; Viridiplantae; Streptophyta; Zygnematophyceae; Desmidiales; Closteriaceae.